AAUCUUGUAGAUAAGGGGAAAAGUGAAAGAGUGAAAGGAGAAUUGAGGGAAAUGAAUUAGAUUUUGAUUAAAAUGGUCACUCAAUUGCAUUUUUACUAUUUAUUUCCUUGAGUCAUCCUCAUCACCAUUGAUAGAUUACAAUUUAAUCCACAUAUUUUUUUUAUAUGUGAAGAAAUUCUCUUGGUGGGGCGGGUAUGGGUAUGGGUAUGGGACGUCAGAAGCUUUAGUUGUCUAGUGUAUACUAAGUACAACCGUCAUGGUCUGCGCAAAUUGAUGAGUGGGGACGUGCAGGCAUCUUUGUUGGUUAUCCGGCCACGCAAAGGGGAUAUUGUGUUUAAGAUUUCAGCUACAAAGUUAUCUAUACAUCACGAGAUGUGACCUUCCUCGAGGAUGUCUUUCGCUUACGUGUACUAUCGUAUCCAGUCGGGAAAGGGGUAGAAUCACCCUUGCAUGGCUCACACAGAAGACAGGAGAUGACCAUCACAUCAUCAAAAAGUUCAUUAUGAGGAGCCGGAUAGUGAUUUACCUGUUCCAGAAAAUUCUAGCCCUUUGCAGGCCAUCGAGAUGGCGGAGAAUGAAAAUUUUACGUCAUCAAAUUCGCCCGGGUCAUCAUCAAACUCGCAUGGGCCGUUACUAGAGUCAUCACUCAUACAAGAGGUGCCCCAAUCGACUGAGGAAGCUAUUCCAUCAGCAGCUGCGGGCUCGCCUCCUCUGAACCAGCCGCAACUAAAUAGCAGCCGAUAGCCCAAGCAAUCUCAUCGCCUAGCAGGUUAUGAUGUCCACUUGCCAGCUUCUCUCACACCCAUCGGCUAGCUCGGUCAAGUAUCCAAUUGAGAAACAUGUCUCUUACUCUCGUCUUUCUCACAACUACAAGGCUUAUCUUGCUCACAGAGAUGUCAUUCUAGAGCCUCCUCACUUCUCGCAGGCAGUCUUGUACGAGGAAUGGAAGGAUGCCAUGCAGAAGGAAAUAACAGGUUUUGAAGCUAAUGGGACACGAAGUCUAGUUUCGUUGCUGCCUGGAAAAUGUGCAAUUUAUUCAAAAUGGGUUUAUAAAGUGAAGUAUUUACCAGAUGGAUCAAUUGAACGUUUCAAGGCACGACUUGUAGCAAAGGGAUAUACGCAGAUUGAAGGAAUCGAUUACCACGAUACAUUUGCUCUGGUAGCAAAAUUAGUCACUGUCUGUUGCCUAGAGAUCUACAUAAAGAAGUCUACAUGAAGGUUCCCCAAGGAUUUGCCAAAAAGGGUGACACGAGGGUUUGUCGCUUGCAUAAGUCCAUCUAUGGGCUUAAACACGCUUCUCGCAAUUGGUAAGAGAAAUUUUCUUCGGCAUUACUAGAGCUGCAGUUUCAUCAGAGUCGAGCAGAUCACUUGUUAUUCAUCUAUCGGUCAGGGUCGUCAUUUGUCACCGCCUUGAUAUAUGUGGACGAUAUCAUUCUUGCAGGAAAUGAUCCUAGUUUCAUACAGAAAGUCAAUGAUUUCAUGCAUGAUCGCUUCACAAUCAAGGAUUUGGUCCCUUGAGGUAUUUCUCGGGAAUCGAAGUGGCAAAGUCACCGAAGGGGAUAGUUCUCAAUCAAUGUAAGUAUUUCCAGACAUACUCGCUGACACUGGGUACGAAGGAACUCGACAUUGUUCCUCCCCAAUCGAGCAGAAUCGUCAACUUGGAAGGGAUUCUUCUUCUCCGGUCGUUGAUCCUUCCGCAUUUCGGCGCCUUGUGGGUCGGUUGCUAUAUCUCACUGUAACCCGACAAGACAUCACCAACCCGGUCAACCUACUCAGUCAAGUUUUGCAUGCACCACUACAAGAAACUUCACUUUUUGCGACGGAAAAAUUCGUCGCAAAAAAUUGUAAAUCCGCCGCAGAAAGAUUUCUGCGACGAAUUACGUCGUCGCAAAAGGAAAAAACACUUCGUCACCUAUACAGCGUCGCAAAAAGUUCUGUGACGAAAAUAAGUGGUUCGUCGCAGAAAAGUAUAACUUCGUCGCCGAAAGUCGUGAAUUUUGUGACGGACAUGUCGUCGCAGAAUGAUCAUUUGGCGACGACAACGUCUUGGUCGCAGAAAACUUAACUAUUUAGCAACGAAAUGAUCCGUCGCAGAAGGUGAAAACAUUUUCUAUGGAGAUUGUAUUUUUUAUUUUUAUUUCCUUAUUUGUAAUUUGCAGAAAUUGAAUUUCCAUAUCAGUUUAGUAUAAGUCCCAUUUUAAUUUUUAAUUCAGUCACUGAGUGGUUCAUUCAUGAGUCUAAACAUACAUCCCAGGUCAGUACGAGGUCGUCGGUUUCCUUGUUGCCUCAGUCUCCGGCGGUGGCCCGUCCAUCGCCGAACACAUCCAUCUCUCUUUCUACUCUAUCGAAACCGCAAAAAAGAAAAAAACAAGCAUUAGAUCUGUAACCAAAACCAGAAAAACCAACACAUAACUAAAAAUAGAUGGAACCACACCAAUCUGUGUCUUUUUGGACAGUUUGAGGUGGUCCGGCGAUGCUCCAUUCCUCGUUGCCGCUGAGAUCUAUCUCCCUUCCUCUCGAUCGAACCCACAGAAAAAGGAAAAAACAAGCGAUAAAGAUGCAACCAAAACUUUAAUUAAAAUUGAAGGGGGCUGACGUUGGCCAAGAUUCGAACCAUUAACCUCCUAUACACAUCAAUUUAAUUAACAAUCAAACUAGUU
Linum trigynum is the source of this 2660-nucleotide messenger RNA. The record is from the annotation of a GenBank genome assembly. Lineage: Eukaryota; Viridiplantae; Streptophyta; Magnoliopsida; Malpighiales; Linaceae.